CGUCACUGCGUCAGCGCCAGUGAAUGUCUGCGUCGGGACGGAACUGCUGUAGGGUCGACGAAUAAUUGGAGAUGAAGGAGAAAAUGGAAAAUAAACAAGGGUUUUAGAAUUGUAGCGGUAAAUUAGCGGUAGUAUUAAUUUUUGUAGCCUCAUUUUAAAGCGAAUGUUAUAUGAGGACUCGUGGAGGAAGUACUUUAAUCGCAGUAAGAUAGCGAAUGUAGGGAGAGUUGGGGAGGGCUGUAGCUGCUGGGUUUUUUUGGAGAGGGAAAACAACAUGGCUGCGGUGGAGCUCGAAUGGAUCCCAGAAACACUGUACAACACCGCUAUCUCGGCUGUGGUGGACAAUUACAGCCGUUCAAGAAGGGACAUACGCUCGCUCCCGGAAAAUAUACAGUUCGAUGUCUAUUAUAAGCUUUACCAGCAGGGCCGGCUUUGCCAGCUGGGAGGAGAGUUCUGUGAGCUGGAGGUGUUUGCUAAAGUACUGCGGGCUUCAGACAAAAGACACCUCCUGCACCACUGCUUCCAGGCCCUAAUGGACCACGGUGUGAAAGUGGCCUCAGUUCUGGCAAACUCCUUCAGCCGCCGCUGCUCCUACAUCGCAGAGUCAGACGCCCAUGUCAAAGAGAAGGCCAUCCAAUUCGGCUUUGUGCUGGGUGGCUUCUUAUCUGAUGCGGGCUGGUAUGGAGAUGCAGAGAAGGUGUUUCUGUCGUGCCUGCAGCUGUGCACACUCCACAGUGAAGUCCUCCACUGCUUCCGGGCUGUGGAAUGCUGUGUCAGGCUGCUUCAUGUCCGUAAUGGCAACUGUAAGUACCACCUGGGGGAGGAGACCUUCAAGCUUGCUCAGUCUUACAUGGACAAACUAGCCAAACAUGGCCACCAGGCCAACAAGGCAGCGCUAUACGGCGAGCUUUGUGCCUUGCUCUUCGCCAAAAGCCACUAUGAUGAGGCAUACAGGUGGUGUAUAGAGGCUAUGAAGGAAAUUACUCCAGGGCUGCCUGUCAAAGUAGUGGUUGAUGUCCUCCGGCAAGCCUCCAAGGCCUGCGUGGUGAAGAGAGAGUUCAGAAAAGCAGAGCAGCUGAUCAAACAUGCAGUGUUUCUAGCAAGAGAACAUUUUGGACACAAGCAUCCCAAGUACUCCGACACAUUGUUAGAUUACGGAUUUUACUUAUUAAACGUAGACAACAUAUGCCAAUCAGUUGCUAUUUACCAGACAGCACUGGACAUCCGACAGUCUGUGUUCGGGGGGAAGAACAUCCACGUAGCCACAGCCCAUGAAGACCUGGCCUAUUCUUCAUACGUGCACCAGUACAGCUCGGGGAAAUUUGACAACGCUCUAUUCCAUGCAGAACGUGCCAUAGACAUCAUAACUCACAUUCUGCCUGAGGACCAUCUGCUGCUGGCCUCCUCCAAGAGAGUCAAAGCUUUGAUUCUGGAGGAAAUAGCUAUCGACUGCCACAAUAAGGAGACAGAAGAGCGCCUUCUGCAGGAGGCUCAUGACCUUCACCUCUCCUCAUUGCAGCUGGCCAAGAAGGCCUUCGGAGAGUUCAACGUCCAGACAGCCAAACACUAUGGCAACCUAGGACGACUCUACCAGUCCAUGAGGAAGUUCAAGGAGGCAGAGGAGAUGCACAUCAAAGCCAUCCAGAUCAAGGAGCAGCUUCUGGGCCACGAGGACUACGAGGUGGCUCUGUCUGUGGGUCACCUGGCCUCCCUCUAUAACUACGACAUGAACCAGUAUGAAGACGCAGAGCGGCUCUACCUGCGCUCCAUUGCUAUCGGUAAGAAGCUGUUUGGAGAGGGUUACAGCGGGCUGGAGUACGACUACAGAGGCCUGAUCAAACUCUACAACUCAGUGGGAAACUACGAGAAGGUGUUUGAAUACCACAACGUACUGUCCAACUGGAACCGGCUGAGGGACCGGCAGUUUGCCGUGGCAGAUGCCCUGGAGGACGUCAACACUACACCCCAGCAGACCCAGGAGGUGGUACAAGCUUUCCUAUUGGCUCAGAGCCUGGGCCCCACCCGCCCCUGUCUUGGCUGAUUUUAUGAGGGAAGAGGGGGGGAAAAAGACACGUGGGCUUUAGCCUGGUGAGGACACAUAAUGAGCCCAAAUGUGAUGCUUCAGUUGCACACAGUUUAUUAGUAAUACACAGUAAUUUCAAGCAUCACCGGCAAGUCGGUUGGCUUUAUAGUCACUGCAGCUGCCAGUACACACACAGACAUACACACACACACACACAUUUGGUUGUGGAAAAAAGUAGAGAAGACACCGUUAUCAAACCUCAUCGACACCCACACAAACCACCAAGAUGCAACUCCAGACUGGAUGCAGCUUCCUCCCACAGAGCAGAACGUUGCAUUUCUCCAAGAGAAAGAAGACAUGCGACUGGGAGGGACCCUCAAACGUCCUGUAAGGAUGACAAAUGACCUCUCCUCUCCUCUCCUCUCCUCUUCUCUUGUCUCACUCGCCUUUUUCUUUUCAGUUUGGAGUUGGAGAACAUUUUUGCUUUUGUAUUUGAACCAGUGUAACUCUGAAUGCCAUGAGACUCAUCACAGAUCACAACCAUGUUCUCCAGGGCUAUGUACAUGACAGCGUCUGGACCCCACACACAUCUGUGAAAUGCGUGUUUCAGCUCACAUCCAUCAAGAUCAUCACUUGGCAGAUCACAGAUGGGAAAAUGUCAGAUAUUUUUCACACUUGUACAGUAAAAUAAUACAGCAGAUUGUACACUUAAGUUUCAGUUGAAGGCUUCCUGUUUUUUUUUCUUAGCAAAGAAAUGAAAGUGGACCCUAAGAAAAGUCCUGUUUCGAACUGCUUGGUGGAGAGAGAUUACAAACAGUGGAAUGUGUUCAACCAGUGGGUAUAUUGUUACACACAUAACAGGCUUCACAGGCCUUGUUUUCAGUUUAUUUUAUCUCUUUUUCCAGCUUAAUACUGACCUAGAAUAAUUAAAAUGCCAAUAAUUUAUAUGCAAAAGUGUAUGUUUAUGUAGCCCUUUGUUUAUGCCAUGAAUUCUAAAGAAACAGCUGAAACACUAUUGGUUUAAAAGAAACGACAUGGAUAGGAGUGUGAAGAGGAAGAUGCUACAUGUACAGAGGCUUAUAAGCCUCCUUUUAUUUGUUAAUCUUAAGGUGUGGCUUCACGUGUGAGUGUGUAUGUGUGUCAGUAUACACAGAUAGAACUCUGGGUGCCCAAGUGCUCCACUGAUGAUUACCAGCCUUACACCAGCUUGCAGUUAACUGUCUGUAGACGGACCCAUACUUCUAAGUGCUAAAUAAACUAGUAUACCCUUAAGGGCACUACAGUGGGGACCAAUAUAGUAUAUUUGUGUAUUUGCCAGCCUGUACCUUUACCUGUACAUCUUUCCUCUCCACUCCUUUCUGUCAGAUAUGCCAUUACAGCAAAGUUCCAGAAUAAUUGUUUUUUUAACUUGACCAUGUUUUUCCAUCAGUCUCCAUCAUGCUGACUGUCCAAAAUCCCAUCAAUUGUUUCACCAUAGCACUUAACUGUCUUGCUUUCAAGGGUGCUGAUCUUUAAUCAUAAUGAACCAGUGGGGAAAAUAACCCUGAAAACAACCAAUGACGUGUUUUUAAAAUUUUAACGCCGUGAUGGUCACUUGAAACUCAUGUCGGUGAAAAUUAUCUAAUGCCAAAUCAUUCCGGGCAGUCUGAUGCUUCAUUGAUGCUUCUGGUCUACAUGCAGCCCCUUUUAAAGGAUCAGAUCACUCAAAUUACCAAAAAAAAAAAAGAUUGAUCUCACUUACCUCUAGUGCAGUGGUUCCCAGCCGUAUUUGCUUAAAACCAAGCCUAUAGUGGUGUUUAAAAAAUAUAUAUAUAUAUCUGCCAAUAUUCAUUCUUUUUACAUAAACAAACAUGUCCAAAUUUAACCUAAGGUAAGGAUCCCUUACUUAAUUGGGACCAAGAUAUGUACUUGCAGUAGACUCGGUAUGGUGUCAAAAAUCUUUGGAAGCCUUGGAAGUGGAAAAACUGUCCCUAGGAAAACUGGAGUAAUGGGGGUACUUGGAAGGAAAUGUUGCCUCUUUUAUGUAAUUUUUUUUAAUAGAGAAGAAACUCCAUUCACUUUGAUUGUAUUGAGGUGGAGGCAGAAAUGUCAGAAAUCUCUCUGUGUGGUUAAAUACCAUUAGAGGUAAGUGAGAAAUGUUUUUUUCUCAUAAUUUGGGUGAUCUGACGCUUUAAAUGAGUGCAGAGUGAAUAGUCACAGCUGUGUGGCCAUGGAAGAAUUGAGACAAGCAUGACAUUUGUAGCUUUGCAGAGAAAUGACUGAUGAGAUUUUGCUCUGAAAUCUUCUCACUGAUGGAAAAUGCGAAAAUAAGUGAGUCCAGCUUUAAAACGAAUUUAGGCACUGAUAUCUGUAACAUUACUGACAAUGCGAUGCCUUUGAUAAGCACCACAUUUGGUUUGUUUUUUAAAUGAAUGAAGAAAACGAGCUUUGCCUUGCUGUUGCUUCAGUGCUGUCGGACGUCUCCCUCUCUAGCAGUGAUGUGAGUGGCUCUAGCUGAGGAGGUCCAGCCUUAGCCCCCUUAAAGGACGCUCAGCUACACUCGGUGCUUUGACUUUAACAGGUGCACCCUCCCUUUUGGGAGACGGGGAACAUUUUUCCAGGGCAGACGUGGAAAUGAAUGUUACCCACAGUCGGUAUUUCCAAGCAGUUGUAUAGAAAGAUAAAAGAUUAGACUUGGACAAUUUGCAGAAAACAGUAUAUUAUAGAAGAGUAAGGCUUAAGACAAAUGGUAAAUGCAUAUCUUCAUGUCCUACAAAGUGGGUAACUGCAAAAAUUGAAUGGAAAAAUCUACCCUCAGAUACUCCUACACUGUCAGAUAGCAUCAUGAUUAAUCCAUCCUAAGAUUUAUUUUGUUCUUUCGUCCAGCUACACUGAGCUUUUAAUCAAAGCUCACAUGUCCUGUUGAAUUGCAUUCUGGUCUAUAAGAGCUACUGUUUUGGAGCCACUGGCAUGUGAUUUCUGCGUCUUCGCGAUGGCUUUUUCUCUGUUCCACCUGUGAAAGUUCUAGAAAAGGCUCUUUUUCACUGAUUUUGAGGUGAAGCAUUUUCUUUCCAAACUCCAGCUGAACUGUCAACAUUCGGCCAUGAUGUCACAUUCUCUGUUUGGCCAACAGGAAAAAUGAAAUUUUGAAACAGUGUUGAAGUAUUUUAAGGUAUUUUCCUUUAACAAUAACCCUGACAAACCAGCUGACUGAUGGAACAUACGGGACAAGGUUUGACUUGACAAUACCUACUGGUCAUCAUUGUGAUCUACUGAUUUGAAAGGGAAUACCAUCGUUUCAGUGCUGGAGGGGGUGGCGGGUCAAAGGGCAUGGGCUUGCUGGGAAAGAUGGACAAAGUUAAAGAUAAAAGCUGUGACGUCUCUCAUAGGUGUUCAGGUGAUUGACACCAAAUGUGAUGAGGGGAUGUUUCGCUGCUUCACUGUUAGCUGCAAAAACAUUAAAACUUAUAUCAUUGAUCACAAACA
Siniperca chuatsi (mandarin fish) is the source of this 5488-nucleotide messenger RNA. RefSeq names its product amyloid beta precursor protein (cytoplasmic tail) binding protein 2 (gene appbp2). The coding region runs from base 164 to 2041 and encodes 625 amino acids. Gene Ontology annotation, molecular function: protein binding. Gene Ontology annotation, biological process: intracellular protein transport. Lineage: Eukaryota; Metazoa; Chordata; Actinopteri; Centrarchiformes; Sinipercidae. The record is from RefSeq and is a predicted model, not a curated record. The transcript is spliced from 13 exons.